CACGCAAUUAACCAAUCAAAUCAAACCGAGCGCCUGUCAUCUCCUAAACCCCAUCAAAUCCCCUUCCCGUCCAUUCAUCUUCACACAAAGCACCAGCAAACAUGAGCACUAGCGAGACCGCCACUGUCAUCCCUGUUUACGACGUCGCCCCCGGCCAGCAGGGCGCGCCCGCCGUCGACAGGGCCCCCGCACCUUCCGCGCCUCCUGCCGCAGCCGCGGCCCCUGCGGCGGCAGCCGCCAAGUCGACGGCGCCGCGCAGGUUCGCGGCCGGCCGGUUCUUCCGGCAGAGCGACCGCGGCAGCCGGUGCCUGGCGUUCCUCGACUUCCUGCUGCGGAUCGCGGCGUUCGGGCCGGCCCUCGCGGCCGCCAUCGCCACGGGCACCUCGGACGAGACGCUCUCCGUCUUCACCGAGUUCUUCCAGUUCCGCGCCAGAUUCGACGACUUCCCGGCCUUCCUGUUCUUGAUGGUGGCGAACGCGAUCGCCGCGGGGUACCUGGUGCUGUCCCUCCCGUUCUCCGCCGUCGUCGUGCUGCGGCCUCAGGCCACCGGCCUCAGGCUUCUCUUGCUUGUCUGCGACACGAUCAUGAUCGGGCUGCUGACCGCGGCAGCGGCGGCGGCGGCGGCGAUCGUGGAGCUGGCGCACAACGGGAACGAGCGCGCCAACUGGGUGGCCAUCUGCAUGCAGUUCCACGGAUUCUGCCAGCGGACCAGCGGCGCCGUCGUGGCCUCCUUCCUCUCCGUUUUCCUCUUCCUGCUCCUCGUCGUCCUCGCCGCCUUCGCCAUCAGGAAACGCUGAAGUCAGCCUCUUGCUCUGGGCAGUCUGUAUGAUACGGCUGGCUGCUGCACGUACCUCGGCUUGUUUCAUUAAUCGUGCCUGUGUCUUGCGAACAAAAUCGUGCAUGUGUUUUGUUCUGUAGUACAGUACGUACUACGCUUUUGCAUGCAUUCUCGGUUCCCAUUCAUGUACUGUAUGUAUCUCUGCUGUAUUUGUGUAAUUGUGACCACUGGCGAGUAAGUGGCAGUGCACUGUUCAUCCGUGUAUCAACAGUAGUCUUGCUUUGGAAUGCAAGGCCGUGAGUUGACCAUGAUCUUUGAAA
This is a messenger RNA of Brachypodium distachyon (stiff brome), 1098 nucleotides long. Its product is annotated as casparian strip membrane protein 1. Bases 102 to 797 code for a protein of 231 amino acids. NCBI's taxonomy places the organism in Eukaryota, Viridiplantae, Streptophyta, Magnoliopsida, Poales, Poaceae. The record is from RefSeq and is a predicted model, not a curated record. The transcript has 3 exons.